Molecule: messenger RNA, 3014 nt
Organism: Sceloporus undulatus (fence lizard)
Lineage: Eukaryota; Metazoa; Chordata; Lepidosauria; Squamata; Phrynosomatidae
Gene: YIPF6
Product: Yip1 domain family member 6
Exons: 7
Coding region: 73-804 (243 amino acids)
Biological process (GO): endoplasmic reticulum to Golgi vesicle-mediated transport
Cellular component (GO): membrane; trans-Golgi network
Source: RefSeq, a predicted model, not a curated record
GAUGACGUAGUCCCGGCGGCUCCGCCCCCUUCGGCCUCCCUUGUUUCCUUCCUCCACGUCGAUGAGGCCAAAAUGGCGGCCGCGGUGAGCGAGGAAGCGGCGAUGGCGGCGUCAGGAGCAGCGGGCGAGGGAGCCUCCAAGCCCCUGUUUGCAGGCCUUGCGGAUGUGUCGAUAUCAGAAGACAUCCCCGUGGAAGGAGAGAUCACCGUCCCCGUGGGGUCUGCCUCUUCUUCUCCCGACGAAGACGGCUCCACGCUGGAUGAACCAGUCAAGGAGACCAUUAUGCGAGAUCUGAAAGCUGUCGGGAAGAAGUUUGUCCAUGUUAUGUAUCCAAAGAAGAGCAGCACCCUCCUGAGAGACUGGGACUUGUGGGGCCCACUGGUCCUGUGUGUUUUACUUGCACUAAUGCUUCAGGGAGGGGCAGCGGACAGCACCGAAGACAGAGGGCCGCAGUUUGCAGAAGUGUUUGUUAUCAUCUGGUUCGGAGCGGUCGUCAUUACGCUAAACUCCAAGCUGCUUGGAGGAACCAUCUCUUUCUUUCAGAGCCUCUGUGUCCUGGGCUACUGCAUCCUGCCAUUGACGGUGGCUCUCUUCGUCUGCAGGCUGGUGCUGAUAGCGAGUGCUGGGACCGCCGGCUUCAUUGUGCGCCUCCUAGUAGUGACAGCCAUGUUCGGCUGGUCAACGCUGGCAUCCACAGCCUUCCUGGCGGACAGCCAGCCCCCCAACCGCAAGGCCCUGGUGGUCUACCCCAUUUUCCUUUUCUAUUUUGUUAUCAGCUGGAUGAUCCUCACCUUCACUCCAUAGCAAAUGCCGGAGCAGCAAAGACUACAAAAACUGAAGGUGGCUUUUCCUUUGGAGGGUGGGUUCAUUAUCCUUUGUUUUGUAGUAGAAGUCGCUCUCAAUAGUUGCCCCGUCCUCUAAUUUAUCUGCCUGCCUUCUGUUGUUUGUGUUGUGGAAGGCCGGGUGGCCCAUAGGCCAAACCAAAGGAAUGCGCCAAAGAGCCGCUUAGGUGUUUUGGGUUCUAAAACCACAACCGACGGUCUGCCUGCUGGGUUCAGUUCUUCCCCUGCUCCGAUUGUGAAUGAGCGGCUAAGCAGGAUAUCUGAAGAAUGCUUAUGAUGGAGGAACAGCAACACAAAAAGCCACAUACCUGGGCCAUGACAACUGCUGAUAAAGGAAUGUGUUGGGAUACUGACAUUUAACCAGCUUACUUAGAACUCCUUUCUACUUUGGCACUCAGCGUUCAGUAGAAUUUUGCCUUAUGCAUCCUUGAACCUUGGUUGACUUUUGAUUUGGAGAGGCUUUCAAAAUCCUUUCAGCCUACAAAGAGAAGGAAGUUGGUUCAGGGGGCUUGUCUUUUGUUCUUCCUUGUUCUUUCAUCCGUUUUUAGUUUUUCAUCCAAAUAAGAACUGCAUGUAGUCUCUUCGCACCAAGCCAAAGCACAUCAGAGGGCUUUGCUCCAGAAAACAUGAAUGCAACACAAGGCGACUGACUCUUUCAGUAUGUUCUGUGCAUUGCAAGCGUAUGGGGAACUGUGCAGGCCUGGGCAGUGUGUUUUUCUACAAGCAUUAAGGAGAACCUUGUUUUAUGGGAUUUCCUGGAUAGAGAAGGAACUGUUUGUUGACAGCUUCUUUAUUGACAGAGGAGGUUCCUCUAAAACAGUUCUUCUGCCUGCCCUGGAUGAGAAAUAGGUGUGAGAGAGUGAGUCCUAUCAUAUGCUUGUUCUCUGGCCUGGCCUUUCCUCAGUCAUCCAAGGGAAGGGUCAUUUAACCAGUCAUUUGGCGAUCUGCUUGUCUUUGGCCCACUUCCGCCUGCUUUUCAUGGGGAGGUCAUCCAAGGCAUGACAGAUUGUAAUUCAAAUGCCUGUGUGGCUUCUGAGCAGAAAGUGUGAGUUGCUCUAUUUAACAUUUGCUUUGUGCUUCGGGUAUCUUUUUCUCUCACUGGUGAAGUGCUGGCAUACAAAGGCUUUUUGGCUAAGGAAGCUAUCAUUGUGCAUAACUCUCUUCCCAGUAUGGCUCUUAACAUCUCUUUUGUUUGCUGGUUUUGAGGUUUGGGGCCAGAAAAUUAGCAGGUAAUGUCAGUGCUUUCUCUUGCUACCUAAUAGUCCAAUACAAGACAUGAUUAGAUUGUGUUCAGUCAGCCUGAAUGUAUUCAAGACCGAUCUACCAUGAGAUGCUUAAAAUUAGCGUUGUCCAGUUCUGGUGUUCCAGACGGAGCUGUUUCCAAAUCCAUGGAUCACUUGUGUAUCAAAAGUUUGGGUUUACAUGGUUGACUAUUUCUGAAGUUCCCAGUUUGAGACCAUUAGAGCAUGUAGAUCAUAGUUGAAGAGAAACUGUGAGUACAUAUAUUUAUUUUGCUUUUGCUUUUUUAAAAAUUGGGCUUCUGCCUUUCCAGUUUUGUGGGUAGGAAUACGUGGCCAAUGUUUAUAAACUGUGAGAUCCAUUGCAGGAAAAAGCAAGUGGGACUUGGUCCUGAGUGGUAUAAAAUCUGUCUGCAAUGCUGCCAUGGUUCGAAACUUGGGAAGAAUGGAGGCACCAGGAGGGGAGGAAUGUGGGCCCUUCGAAGGAGAGUGGGUUCCAACCCUUCCUUCCCAUAAGUGCUUCCAUGUUUAGAGACCUGGGAGCAUCUUAAGACCUGCAAGCACAAUAUGUCAUUUAGGUUUGGUGACAAGGUGAUGGUUGAUGUUCCACCAGGAAGAGCAGGGAUGCUCAAAGUAGUGGAAAUACGGGCAGAUUUCUUUUCUUUUCUCCUUAAUAAACUUGGGAAAGAGGUUCUUGUCCUGAAAGCAACACUAAAUCUACAGGGUUUACUGUCAGUUUUGUCAAAUGAUUAUCCUGUCAGCUGCUUCAGAUGUGGGGGGGAAGCCUUUCCGACUCUUUAUUUUUCAGUGUUGGUCUUGUACAUAGCGCCGCUGUUACUUUGCGUGUGUAUAUGUGUUUGCGUUGGGGAAUGAAACAUGUAAAUUAUUUGUAAAUUUUUGUAAAUUAAAAGGCUGGAGGAGGCGUGUGACGUAA